This is a messenger RNA of Thalassophryne amazonica, 1113 nucleotides long. It is a transcript of the gene cfap161, whose product is annotated as cilia and flagella associated protein 161. The record is from RefSeq and is a predicted model, not a curated record. The coding region runs from base 211 to 831 and encodes 206 amino acids. The transcript is spliced from 8 exons. NCBI's taxonomy places the organism in Eukaryota, Metazoa, Chordata, Actinopteri, Batrachoidiformes, Batrachoididae. Gene Ontology annotation, biological process: cilium assembly. Gene Ontology annotation, cellular component: motile cilium.
CAUGGCUUAUGAGAGAACCUAUCGCCCUUACGAGCGAACUGGAAAAUCCGAGGAGCAGUUCUUCAAAGAGAAUGAAAUAAAAGAGUUUUGGAGAAAAGAGAGAAGGGUGAGCUCUCUAUACAGAAGGUAGACUACCUCAAACAGAACAUUUUGAGACAGGUGAAUCUCUCUGUGGCAGAGGACGGCAGGUUGCACUUUGGGGAUGUUGUAAUGCUGGUGAACAUGGGAGGAACAAACAGAGAUAGCAGUGCAAUCAGCAUCAACGCAGACAUCGACAGUUUAACGGCGCCUCCUACACCUGUCAUUAAAGCACCAUGUGAAAUCACAGCAGGAAGAAAUGUCCAGCCGUUCACACGCACAGCCUUUGUUAUUACCAGUGUUGAUGGCAGCCCUGAAGGAUCAACUCUACAUUAUGAGCAAAGCUUUGCCCUCAAAAGUACAAGUGGCUUUGCUGGAGGACUUUGCAUGACUAGUGACCUGCGGACUUUUCAAAAGUGUGCAAAGAAGUCCCGCCUGCAGGAAGUAAAUUUAGAUAAUGAUGCUUCCUUUACAUCAUGGUGGAAGAUUGUGCACUUUGACCCCCAGGAAAGACUUGAAUAUGAGGGUCAGCCUGUUCCUGCUAAUGUGAAAGUGGUGAUCGUGCACUGCAAGACAAACCAGGCUCUUGCUGUUUUGGAUAGUCAUAUCAUUUGGACCAGAUAUGGGAAUGAAUAUGAAGUGACAGCUCACACCUUCUUGGACUCCCACAAAGCUGAACAGAACAACAACCACUGGAUUGUGUGCACGUCUGACCCUGCAGGGGUGCUCCUCCAGGCAAAUGCUGGCAUAUAAAAUUGAACAAAAUUGACUGUAAUUGGACCAGUAUGGUUGGAAGUUUUGCAUUAAUAAUAUCAUCUAGGAAAAAGUGUAAUUAAAAUGUUUGUGUUGUUUUUGUGAUGGUAACAGAUUUAUUUAUCAUGUGCACAUCAGAAAUAUUUCACACUGGACUCCAACUGUUGUACCACCAGAGGGUGUGAAAGUACUAUUUGUCAGACCAUCAUUACAACCAUUGUGGUGCCCUUGAUUUACCAACUCAGUGUUAUUGCUCAGUGGUCACUAUAUUAGACUGUUGUA